AUGGCGGACCGAAUUUUGGCAGCGAAGCUAGCAGCUGAUGCGGACGCCUUGUCCCCGAGAGAUGCUAAUGCUCAGCUCCCAAACCGGGUGGUAGCCGUUGCGAAAGCUAAAGCGAUGCCAGCCCCCAAAGUUGUUCAGAAGGAAAAGGAGCCUCCGCCACAGCCCCCUCCCGUUGUUUACGAGCCGCCGAGCUUUGAUCGCAAAGACGGAGCUGCGUAUCAGGUCGGGAAAAUGCUUGGGAAGGGUGGCUUCGCCGUCUGCUACGAAGGAUAUCUCGCGGGGAGUAAAAGCAGGAGGAAGUAUGCACUAAAAAUCGUCAAGAGUAAAAUGCCGUCUAAGAUGGAGCAAAAGUUUCAAACCGAAUUACAAAUUCAUUCUAAAAUGAAGCACCAAAACAUUGUUCAGUUUCUCAGGGCCUUUUCCUUUGAGAACUGUACUUAUCUAGUUCUGGAGCUAUGUCCUAAUGGCUCGUUGAUGGAUAUGGUUAAGCGAAGAAAGGGAUUGACUGAACCCGAGGUGCGAUUUUACUCAAUACAGAUUGCUGGUGCCAUCAAGUACAUGCAUGCCAAAGGUAUAAUUCACCGAGACUUGAAGAUGGGCAAUAUCUUUCUCGAUAAGGAUAUGAAUACCAAAAUUGGCGACUUUGGCCUGGCGGCGCUGCUGGUUACAGGCAGAGACAUGCAAACAAUUCGUCGUACAACAUUGUGCGGGACGCCGAAUUAUAUUGCACCCGAGAUUUUAGAGAAGGGAAAGAAAGGACAUGACCAUAUGGUCGAUAUAUGGAGCUUGGGUAUUAUUAUGUUUGCUAUGCUCACCUCCAAGCCGCCCUUCCAAUCUUCAACGACGGAUGAGAUCUAUCGUCGUGCUAAAAAUCGGGACUAUGAAUGGCCUAAACCAGACAGUUCUAACAAGUAUAUCUCUGAAGAAGCGAAGGAUGUUGUCGCUACUAUGUUGGAAGAGGCGGAGUUACGGCCCGACCCUGACACCAUUGUCCAACACGACUUCUUCCUCUCAGGUUAUAUCCCGACGUCAGCAGAAAUAACAAUAAAAUUACGCGAUUACCCACCCGAUGGAAAUCACUUUUACGAUAAGGAACUAACACCGCGGAUGGCCGCUCAGAAUAUGCGUAACCUAAAGGAGAUGUGUAGGAGCUGUGAGGUUGGACCUUGGAACAGCGCUCAAUCAGUGUACAAGAGCACUUGGAGAGAAGUUGCACUAGAAGAAAAAGCAGGACUCACCCCGGUUAUUCCACUUGUCGAAGGGAUUGUUUAUAGACCUUACGAUGAUGUUAGCAGGGAGCGAAAUCUUGUCCAAGUACCCUCCCGCGCGGCCCCGCUACCUAUUACGAAGAAAGAAGAUGAAAGCACGGGGACGCAAGGAGGAACCAACGGUUUAUUACGAGCGCCGCCUCAGAGUUUUGCAGCACAGCAGCGGGCACAAAGUCGCCCAGCAAAGCCAUCUGGUAUAGUACGAUCUCGUACGUUGGAUGAUAUGCACGCACCUAGUGCUACUAGCACUAUGCGAUCGUCACGCCCAAGGCGAGAACUCGCUCAGAGCACAUCAGAGAACAGUCUCGCCUCAAAAGUAGCCGCUUUAACUCUAUCAUCAUCAACCACACAGCAACCCAAAGCAGCGGAGGCGCGUUUGCCUGCCCCGACACCAGAGGAGAGAGCACCCCCUCAGAAGCUGACUGAGCGAGAGACAACGUCUAGAAUAACGAAGGUGCCUACGGAAAUGCCUACGGGGACCUUAUUUGGACCUGCAGAGCGCAAGAUGGCGGUACCGGAUACACAGCCCGAUUUUGUACUGGACAGACUCCAGCGUUUGCAGAAUGAACUCGAGCGUGCCCUUAACUCUAGAUCGAUGGCCAUUAUGGGCAAAGGACCAACACCAGCGCCACCACAUAUCGUCGUUAAGUGGGUAGACUACUCCAACAAGUUUGGUCUGGGUUAUAUCCUGAACGAUGGAAGUGUUGGUUGCGUGCUCAAGAGCAUACCUGGUAGUGCUAAAGGAGGUAAGACGGUUACACUACCGCCAAGCUGCAUCUUAGUUCGGGAGGCCGAACAGCACUGCUCGCGACGGCACGAUCCUGGAUAUCCCGAUCGAAGUCAGAUUAUUCCCAUGAGUCAGGCGGUACAAUUUUACGAGAACAACGGCGAGUCUGGAUUAUCCACAGUCUUUGUCCAUCCUUCGCAGUUCAAAAUCAGCAUAGGCCCAGAUGGAACCCCCGGAAAGAUACCAGUGGGUCGCGAUAUCUUUGACUAUCGCAAGCGGGAGCAUCUUAUCUUGUGGAAGAAGUUUGCCAACUACAUGAUGGCGUAUGGGCGGGAUCAAGAUGCCACAACGGACGACACCGGUCUAGUACAGGUUCCCACAUCUACUAAGCAGACGAUGCCUCCGUGUGACGUUGUUACCUUUUACCAGCGGAUUGGAGACGUAGGCUGCUGGGCCUUUGCCGAUGGCCAUCUCCAAUUCAACUUCCCCGACCAUACGAAGAUUGUUCUCGACGCGACCGGAACAUGGUGCCACUUCUGGCAUCUCCCACAGGAAGCAGCUGAGAAGCUAGCAACCACGGGCGAAUUGGACGAAACUGCUCUUGAUGAGAGAGCUGUUCUGUCUUAUCCGCUGCAGACCCUCCUAAACUUUGCUGCUAAGCCGGCUAUCCGACCAACGCGUAACGCUACACGCAAGCGACCGGAGAUUAACCCCAUGCUGCAGGGUAUUCCCAUGGCCAAUGAUUUCCGUCGAAAGAUCGAAUUCAUCAAGAAUAUUAUCAAGGAGUGGGUUGUGAAUGGUGGUUUGGGUAAUAGUAAUAUGGAUCGCGAGCACCGACAGCAGUGGAUGGGCUGCCGCGAGACUAUGCACAGCGGGCCCAGCAAGCAUGUCUGGGUCACAAUCGGAGCUCGCUGGGGCGAUGAGAGAUACUCGGCUCUCGUCGAUCCCAAGAGGCCUGGGGAACUGGGUAGCGAAGUCGAGUCUACCAAGGGGAGCGCGUAA
This is a messenger RNA of Daldinia childiae, 2997 nucleotides long. RefSeq names its product Serine/threonine-protein kinase plo1. Gene Ontology annotation, cellular component: centrosome; spindle pole body; nucleus. The record is from RefSeq and is a predicted model, not a curated record. Bases 1 to 2997 code for a protein of 998 amino acids. Lineage: Eukaryota; Fungi; Ascomycota; Sordariomycetes; Xylariales; Hypoxylaceae. Gene Ontology annotation, biological process: regulation of cytokinesis; protein phosphorylation; regulation of protein localization to mitotic spindle pole body. The transcript is spliced from 3 exons. Gene Ontology annotation, molecular function: protein binding; protein kinase activity; ATP binding.